Messenger RNA from Iphiclides podalirius (scarce swallowtail), 678 nucleotides. The record is from the annotation of a GenBank genome assembly. Lineage: Eukaryota; Metazoa; Arthropoda; Insecta; Lepidoptera; Papilionidae.
AUGUGUAGAAUAUUAGCGGUGGUACUCUUGCAAUUCGCAAGUUUAAGCGCAGCACCACUCAAUUUGCAACUUCGGCACCCGCUGCAGAAAACGGCGCAGCAUCCCCAGCAGAUGCUGCAGCAACAGCUGCUUGAACUGCAACACCUGCAGGGAUUCCAGCAGAAAACCGAUUGGCCAGCUCAAUUAGGAAUAUCACCGGUCAUAAUCCUCCUACCGAGCCAGAUCGCCGCAAAGAAUAUCAACGACCACACCAAGAUCUCUGCCGACACGAAGAGUAGCAACAAAGAAGUGGUCAACGAGGAUCUAGAAUCAAUAACAGUGGAUGCUGACACCGGUGACGAAGACGCGGCCGUUGAGCCACAGAACAUCGUCCUUCUACCAAACUAUGCAAGAUUGUCGUUGGGUGAUAUAAUCGCCGCAAUACCCUUUUUACCGAUAGAAAUCAACGUACCAGAUACAAUCGGUUGGGCAUACAACGGUAUAUCGAGCGGGAUCUCGAGCAUAAUAUCGAUAUUCGGCCGGCUACCGUUCGUUUCACGGCCGACGAAUCCGACCGAGGAGGUCAGGCUCAAGUCUACGUUGCAACUUUUGCAGAUGAAGAAGCAGAACAGCUUCGCAUCGAUUAUACUUAUGCCAAUAACGCCUCAAAUAGUGCCGAUACAAUUGCCCAUUCAAGUG